CUCGGCAGCCGCGCCGCCCAGCCCCAAAGGGCACCGCGGGCGGGUCUCUGCAGCUCCCACUACACCCCGCCGCCGCAGGUGCCGCCCCCAACACACCGGAUCCCGCCCAAGCUCCUCUGGGUGCUGUCGGUCGGUCGGUCGGUCGGUCCGUGCGUGCGUGCGCCUCGUCGGUCCGCGCGCGUGUGGCCGAGCGGCCCUUCCUCUGCGGCCAUGACUCCACCGCCACCGCCGCCCCCACCCCCGGGCCCAGAUCCCGCAGUAGACUCCGCCACAGACCCCUGUCCCGAACCCAAGUCGCUGGUUGUUUUGUUCGGGGCCACGGCUGGUGCGCUAGGGCCGGACCUAGGCUCGGACGAGACCGACUUAAUCCUCCUCGUUUGGCAAGUGGUGGAGCCGCGCAGCCGACAGGUGGGGACGCUGCACAAGUCGCUAGUUCGCGCCGAGGCUGCUGCUCUGAGUCCACAGUGCCGCGAGGCGAGCGGACUCAGCGCAGACAGCCUAGCGCGGGCGGAGUCCCUGGACAAGGUGUUGCAGCAGUUUUCACAGCUGGUGAGCGGGGAUGUGGCUCUGCUGGGCGGGGGCCCCUAUGUGCUCUGCACUGAUGGGCAGCAGCUGUUGCGACAGGUUCUGCAUCCCGAAGCCUCCAGGAAGAACCUGGUGCUCCCCGACACCUUCUUCUCCUUCUACGACCUCCGCAGAGAAUUCCAUAUGCAGCACCCAAGCACCUGCUCCGCCAGAGACCUCACAGUGGGCACCAUGGCACAGGACUUGGGACUAGAAACAGAUGCUACCGAAGAUGACUUUGGGGUCUGGGAAGUGAAGACUAUGGUAGCGGUAAUUCUCCACCUGCUUGAAAGGCCCAAUAGUCAGUUGUUCUCGAAGCCAGAGGUGGUGAAGCAGAAAUAUGAGACGGGGCCUUGCAGCAAGGCUGAUGUGGUGGACAAUGAGACUGUAGUACGAGCCCGUGGAUUGCCCUGGCAGUCAUCAGACCAGGAUGUGGCUAGAUUCUUCAAAGGGCUCAACAUUGCCAGGGGUGGUGUGGCCCUCUGUCUCAACGCCCAGGGCCGCAGAAAUGGCGAGGCCCUCAUCCGAUUCGUGGACAACGAGCAGAGGGACCUAGCGCUGCAGAGACACAAACACCACAUGGGUGUCCGCUAUAUUGAGGUAUAUAAAGCCACAGGGGAGGAAUUUGUAAAGAUUGCAGGGGGCACAUCACUAGAGGUGGCCCGUUUCCUAUCACGGGAAGAUCAAGUGAUCCUGAGGCUACGGGGACUACCCUUUUCAGCCGGGCCAACAGAUGUUCUAGGCUUCCUGGGGCCAGAAUGCCCAGUGACUGGGGGUGCUGAUGGGCUGCUCUUUGUGCGACACCCUGAUGGCAGGCCUACUGGGGAUGCCUUUGCUCUCUUUGCCUGUGAGGAACUGGCACAGGCCGCUCUGCGCAGGCACAAAGGCAUGCUGGGUAAGCGAUACAUUGAACUCUUCAGGAGCACUGCAGCUGAGGUGCAGCAGGUGCUUAACCGCUAUGCAACCAGUCCACUCCUUCCCACGCUGGCUGCUCCGCUGCUGCCCAUUCCCUUUCCACUGGCAGGAGGGACUGGAAGGGACUGUGUACGCCUUCGAGGCCUGCCCUACACAGCCACCAUUGAAGACAUUCUGAGUUUUCUAGGAGAGGCAGCAGCUGACAUACGGCCUCAUGGUGUGCAUAUGGUGCUCAACCAACAGGGCCGGCCAUCUGGUGAUGCCUUCAUCCAGAUGAUGUCAGUGGAACGUGCUCUGGCUGCUGCCCAGCGGUGCCACAAGAAGAUGAUGAAAGAACGCUACGUCGAAGUAGUCCCUUGUUCCACAGAGGAGAUGAGCCGCGUGCUGAUGGGGGGUUCCCUGAGCCGCAGCGGCAUGUCCCCUCCACCCUGCAAACUGCCCUGCCUCUCACCACCUACCUACGCCACCUUCCAGGCCAGCCCAGCCCUCAUUCCCACAGAGACAACAGCACUAUAUCCCUCUUCUGCACUGCUUCCAGCUGCCAGGGUACCCGCUGCCGCCACUCCUCUUGCCUACUACCCAGGGCCAGCCACUCAACUCUACAUGAACUACACGGCCUACUACCCCAGCCCCCCAGUCUCUCCCACUACUGUGGGCUACCUCACCACACCUCCUACUGCCUUGGCCUCUACGCCCACCACAAUGUUGUCACAGCCGGGAGCCCUGGUCCGAAUGCAGGGGGUCCCAUACACAGCUGGUAUGAAGGAUCUGCUCAGUGUCUUUCAAGCCUACCAGCUGGCUCCUGACGACUACACCGCUCUGAUGCCUGUUGCUGACCCACCUCGCACUGUGUUACAAGCCCCUAAGGAAUGGGUGUGUUUGUAGAAGAGGAAACCAGGAAGCAGAGUGAGCUGAUGUCUCCUGAGUCCAGAGCACCCUCAAUCCAGCAGCUUCUUUCUGGCUUGUCAAAGCUCUAAAAGGCACCUGGAAAAGACCAAGCUCAGCACCACUCUCCUUCCUCCCAUAUUCACCCUUGUUUCUCUGCCUGCUUACUCUAAAGAUGAUGGCUACCUUACAGGCAGGGCUGGAGAUAUGAUGAGGCUGCUCCAUUCCUGAUGUGUGACAGCCAGAAAAACCUUCCAUCUGUCUUUGGCCUUCAAAUACUGAGUUUGAAGGGUGCACAGCUGGCCUGUGUUUCUGUGUUUCGAAUGUUACCUUUAAAGCCUGGUACCUUUAAUAUUUAUGACUCCUGGGCGAUUCAGGAGUCCACCUGAGCCUGACUAGAGGCCCCGCCUGUCUACUUCCCCUAUCCUUUCAGGAGGCAGGAAGGCAUCAAGUCAGCACUUGCCCUCAGGAUACCUGGACUCACAAGUGCCAGGGGUGGCUUUACAAUAGUGAAGUGCUAACCCACUCCAACCAGGCCCAAGGAGUUUGGGAUGACAAACCACUAGCUGAACAGUUCAUGCCUGUCACCCCAGCACUCAGGACACAGGACUGUCUCAAGUUCAAAUCCAGUCUGCCCUACAUAGCAAAUUCUAGUCUAGCCAAGGCUGUGUAGCCCCUACCAAAAACCAAACCACAAGCUAUUCUAGACUGUGCUGCUACAGUACCCCAGUGACUACCAGAGGGCAGGUAGCACAUGUAGACUCAGGUUAAAGGGGACUUUGCCAACUUUUUCUUGCAACACUUGGAAGACCAGUUGUCCAGAAGCCAGCAAACACCAUGACAUGUCCUUUGCACUGAUUAAAGAGUGCAGAACUCAAGCCUUAGAAGGAAUUUUGAAUUUUUAUCUUCUUGUAAAGCAAAUGAAGGUUCCUGGUCAAGCGGACUUUUUAAAAGCCACAGAGCCUUUGGCCCAGAGAGCUCCACACCAGCCCCAGGUGGGGAAAAACUCAGAUUGCAAGGAGACUGUUGAUCUGUCACUGUUUAUUAUUUCAGCACUGUAACUGAGGAGGAGCCUGAACUGCUGGCUCAUCUUCCCUUUGUAUUUGUAUAGGGAGCCCUGCACUCCUAUAAAAGAUUUUAAAAUACAAAAUGUACAAGAAAACACAAUCCCAAGUGCUGUAAACAUAAGCAAGAACCAUUUUUUUCACUUACACAUCUGUUCUAUAAAUACAAGGUUUCAGCUUGAGCCCAUGUGUUAAAAACUACAUGUUAAAAACUGGGCUUCUCGGCUAGGCCCAGCAGAGGUCUGGUGAUGCUGGCUGGCCCUAGGUGUUGGUGGGUUGUACCCAGGACAGCAGCACCACAUAUAAACCCAAACAUUUUCUAGUAAA
Messenger RNA from Mastomys coucha (southern multimammate mouse), 3755 nucleotides. RefSeq names its product epithelial splicing regulatory protein 2 (gene Esrp2). The transcript is spliced from 15 exons. Gene Ontology annotation, molecular function: RNA binding. The record is from RefSeq and is a predicted model, not a curated record. Gene Ontology annotation, cellular component: ribonucleoprotein complex. Bases 211 to 2364 code for a protein of 717 amino acids. NCBI's taxonomy places the organism in Eukaryota, Metazoa, Chordata, Mammalia, Rodentia, Muridae.